AUGAAAAUCUUUCUAGUUUUGUUAGUUUUAUGUGUGGCGGAAAUGCAUUGUGGACUUGUGGGUAAUCUUAUUGGAAGAAAAGAUAACAACAGGCCAGGAUUAUUUACUAAAGUGGUACAAAGUCUUGAAAAUGGCACUACUGUAAUUGUGGACGCUUUAGGCAAUAUCAUAGCGCCUAAUUCAAGACAUGAAGAUGCAAAUUUAAAAGAUGGACUUCCGUUGUUUAUCGAUAAUGUCUGUGUCAUCGAGGAUGAUCCCAGAAAAUGUGUAUAA
Molecule: messenger RNA, 273 nt
Organism: Arctia plantaginis
Lineage: Eukaryota; Metazoa; Arthropoda; Insecta; Lepidoptera; Erebidae
Source: the annotation of a GenBank genome assembly